AUGGAGGAGGAGGCUGCGAGGAAGAGGAAGAUGCCUUGGGCCCCCCAGGCAGGCCCCGAGCUGAGGACGGAGAGCCCGGAGGACAAAUCCCCCCGGCAGACCCUGGUGGGAGAGGCCGUUUUGAAGGGCUCCACGGCACAGGAAGGCAACAGGGAGGAAAAGGGCCGGAGAUCCCCCCACAGGAGGGGCUCCAAAGCCAGCCCAGGGUGCUCUGAGGAGGAAAGACCCAGCCUGUGCCAGGAAAGCAGCUGGAGCUUGAGGGGGAGCUUGGACCUGGUGGUCCCUGAGCAGCCUCCCAGCAGGCAGAAGCCCUUCAGGUGCUUGGAAUGUGGGAAGAGCUUCAGGAAGAGCACCAACCUCCUCAGCCACCAGCACAUCCACACUGGGGAACGGCCGUACACGUGUGGGGAAUGUGGGAAGAGCUUCAGGACCAACUCCACCCUGAUCCAGCACCGUCGCAUCCACACUGGGGAACGGCCCUAUUCGUGUGGCGAAUGUGGGAAGAGCUUCAGGCAGAGCUCCCACCUGAUCCAACACCAGCAAAUCCACACUGGGAAACGACCCUUUAGGUGCUUGGAAUGUGAGAAGAGCUUCAGGACAAGCUCCCACCUGAUCCGACACCAGCACAUACACACCAGAGAAUGGCCCUACACGUACAGGGAAUGUGGAAAAAGCUUCAGUAACAGCUCCAACCUUCUCACCCACCAGCACAUCCACAGUGGAGAACAGCUCUACAUAUGUGGGGAAUGUGGGAAGAGCUUCAACCGAAACUCCAAGCUGAUCCGACACCAGCGCAUCCACACUGGGGAACGUCCCUACAUGUGUGGGGAAUGUGGGAAGAGCUUCAGUGACAGCUCCACCCUCCGCACCCACCAGUACAUACACACUGGGGAACGGCCCUACACGUGUGGGGAAUGUGGCGAGGGCUUCAAGAAAAGCUCCAAUCUGAUCCAACACCAGGCCAUCCACACUGGGGAACGUCGCUACACGUGUGGGGAAUGUGGGAAGAGCUUCAGGGACAGCUCCACCCUCCGCACCCACCAGUACCUACACACUGGGGAACGGCCCUAUACAUGCGGGCAAUGUGGGAAGAGCUUCACGAAGAGCUCUCACCUCCUCAUCCACCAGCGCAUCCACACUGGGGAACGGCCCUACAAGUGCUUGGAAUGUGGGAAGAGGUUUCAGCAAAGCGCACAUCUCCUCCUGCAUGAGCGGACACACACGGAUGAGAGGCCCUUCCGCUGCACCGACUGCGGGAAGGGCUUCAAGCACAACUCCGCCCUCGUCAGGCACCGGCGCAUCCACACCGGGGAGAGGCCCUACAAGUGUGGGGAGUGUGGGAAGAGCUUCACCCGCAGCUCUUACUUGACCUCACACCAACAGACCCACAAGUAA
Neopelma chrysocephalum (saffron-crested tyrant-manakin) is the source of this 1395-nucleotide messenger RNA. Its product is annotated as zinc finger protein with KRAB and SCAN domains 7-like. The transcript is spliced from 3 exons. NCBI's taxonomy places the organism in Eukaryota, Metazoa, Chordata, Aves, Passeriformes, Pipridae. Gene Ontology annotation, biological process: central nervous system development; regulation of transcription by RNA polymerase II. The coding region runs from base 1 to 1395 and encodes 464 amino acids. The record is from RefSeq and is a predicted model, not a curated record. Gene Ontology annotation, cellular component: nucleus. Gene Ontology annotation, molecular function: DNA-binding transcription factor activity, RNA polymerase II-specific; RNA polymerase II cis-regulatory region sequence-specific DNA binding.